UGACAAAUAAACUAAGUGAAGAUUUCCAAGUUAACCAAGUUGUGAAUGUUUUCCUAGAAUUACUGUGGAAACUGGCUGGCUAAGGAAUUUGUGCUUAGUUAUUAUGUCUUUGGCAGUAAAAGUAAGAGAGGGUAGAAAUAAGCUUGAGUUGGACUGAACGAAAACAACAUAGGAGAGACAUUAAGUGGGGUGAGUUGAGGUGCACAUCAUAGGGCAAUUCCUUGUCGGUUUAACACAACAGAAGAACAAUGCACUUUGAAUAAAAACUAUCCUUUCGAUUUUUCGUGUUGAGGGUAUCUAAUAUGUUUGUGUAUAUAUCUCCUUCACAAACCACACAAGUAAAAAAGCUAGAAUCGAACUGGGUUCAUAGAAGGUGCAAUACAAGGUAAGCAAACACAUUUGGCUUUUUGUCGAACAGCCUUGAAAAUGAGCUUUGGAAGCAGAGGGAAGCUGAAAGAUACAAGCUUGAGCACAUCAGCUGAAAGCAACAUGAACAGCAGGAGGGACAAGGUACUGGCUCAGUACAGUGCAGAUGCUGAGAUUCUGGCUGAAUUUGAGCAGUCUGGUGUGUCUGGCAAAUCAUUUGACUACUCCAGGAUGGUCCUUGAUCCUCCCAGGUUAGUGUCUGGAGAAAAAAUGACUGCAUAUCUGUCAAAAAUCCAAAGGGGUGGCCUUAUCCAACCCUUUGGUUGUAUGCUUGCAAUUGAGGAACCCACUUUUAGGAUCAUUGGGUACAGUGAGAAUUGCUUUCAGUUGUUGGGUUUGGAGAGGCAAAUUGACUCUAAGAUGUUAAUAAAUUUGAUUGGGGUUGAUGCAACAACCCUUUUCACUCCAGCUUCUGGGGGUUACCUAGCUAAAGCUGUGGCUUCCAGGGAAAUUUCUCUUCUGAACCCGAUUUGGGUCUAUGCAAGGACAACCCAGAAGCCAUUUUAUGCCAUACUGCAUAGGAUCGAUGUUGGGGUUGUGAUUGAUUUGGAGCCUGCGCGGUUGAGUGAUCCAGCAUUGUCACUUGCCGGGGCAGUUCAAUCACAGAAGCUGGCUGUGAGGGCUAUUUCAAGGCUGCAAUCUCUUCCUGGGGAAGAUAUUGGCUUGUUGUGUGACGCAGUUGUUGAGGAAGUGCAUAAGCUUACUGGAUAUGACAGGGUAAUGGUUUAUAAGUUUCAUGAGGAUGAUCAUGGUGAAGUUGUAGCUGAGAUUAGGAGGUCGGAUUUGGAGCCUUACCUGGGUUUACAUUAUCCUGCCACAGAUAUCCCUCAAGCUUCUCGCUUCUUGUUCAAGCAGAACCGGGUUAGGAUUAUUUGUGAUUGCCAUGCAAAGCCAGUUAAGGUCAUUCAGAGUGAAGAAUUAAGGCAACCUCUUUGCUUGGUGAAUUCAACACUUAGGUUACCACAUGGUUGUCACACACAGUACAUGGCCAACAUGGGAUCAAUUGCUUCUCUGGUGAUGGCAAUUAUAGUCAAUGGAAAGAAUGAAACAAGGCUUUGGGGUUUGCUAGUUUGUCAUCACACUUCACCACGUUAUGUUUCUUUCCCGGUUCGCUAUGCUUGUGAGUUCCUAAUGCAGGCUUUUGGACUGCAACUUUAUAUGGAGAUUCAAUUGGCAUCACAAAUGGCGGAAAAGAGAAUGCUUAAAACUCAAACCUUACUGUGUGACAUGCUCCUUCGUGAUGCACCAUUCGGCAUUGUGACUCAGUCUCCAAGUAUCAUGGAUCUUGUGAAGUGUGAUGGGGCUGCCUUAUUUUAUGAUGGAAUAUGCUGGUUGUUAGGUACAUCCCCAACUGAAGCACAGGUAAAAGACAUUGCAGAAUGGCUACUUAGUAAUCAUGGGGAUUCAACAGGUUUGACAACAGAUAGUUUAGCUGAUGCUGGUUAUCCAGGUGCUGCUUCACUGGGUGAUGCGGUUUGUGGCAUGGCCACGGCAAGAAUCAAUUCAAAACAUUUCUUGUUCUGGUUCAGGUCUCACACUGCUAAGGAAGUCAAAUGGGGAGGAGCCAAGCACCAUCCAGAGGAUAGGGAUGAUGGAGGAAAAAUGAACCCAAGAUCAUCAUUCAAAGCUUUUCUUGAAGUAGUCAAAAGCAAAAGUUUGCCUUGGGAAGUGUCAGAAAUCAAUGCCAUUCACUCAUUACAACUAAUGAUCAGAGAUUCUUUCCAAGACACUGAGAUCACCGGUCCAAAGCCUUCAAACUAUGUGCAGAAAACUGACACUUCAACUGGAGCGAUGGAUGAACUCAGUUCAGUAGCACUUGAAAUGGUGAGAUUAAUCGAGACUGCAACAGUUCCGAUUUUUGGGGUUGAUUCAGGUGUUGUAAUCAAUGGAUGGAAUUCAAAGAUUGCUGAACUGACAGGUUUACAAGUCAUUUUAGCUAUGGGGAAAUCCAUGGUAAAUGAAAUUAUACAUGCGGACUCAUGUGACACUUUUAAAAAUACUCUACGCAGAGCCUUGCAAGGAGAGGAGGACAAAAGUGUUGAGUUGAAAAUAAAGCACUUUGGGCUUCAACAGCAACAGAAAGUUGUAUAUCUCAUGGUCAAUGCUUGCACUAGUAGGGACUACACAGAUUCUGUUGUUGGGGUAUGCUUUGUAGGUCAAGACAUCACUUAUGAGAAAAUGGUUCAAGAUAAAUUCAUCAAGUUGGAAGGUGAUUACAAAGCAAUAGUGCAGAGUCUCAGUCCACUGAUUCCACCCAUAUUUUCUUCUGAUGAGAGUGCCUGCUGUUCUGAAUGGAAUGCAGCCAUGGAAAGGCUAACUGGUUGGAAAAGAGAUGAAGUCAUAGGAAAAUUGCUUCCUGGUGAANCCUUCAAAUCACCGACACAGAUUUAUUUACACAACCUCAAACCAAUGAUGAAGUUUAGUGUUUCAUAG
Molecule: messenger RNA, 2859 nt
Organism: Vigna umbellata (rice bean)
Lineage: Eukaryota; Viridiplantae; Streptophyta; Magnoliopsida; Fabales; Fabaceae
Source: RefSeq, a predicted model, not a curated record